AUGGAGGCUCUUCCAGUAAUUGCCUUCUCACUAGGAUGCAACACAUUCGAUGCAAGCUUCUGCUACGGCUAUGUAUUUGUGCAUCGACUUUCCUCUACUUCCGCAAAUAUUGCAGAUCAGACUCAAUCAGUGAAGAAAACUCUUACGUGUGCGGCUCUCAUUUUGGUUCGAUCAUGUCUUAUGCCUAUCCUAAUUUUUACUAUUACGUAUGGCGCCGUGUUCCCAGCGUCGGAUAUGGCAGCAGGCGGGAACUAUAACCUACAUUUUCUGUCAGCGCACUUUCGUCGGGAUCUGAUCCCGGAUAGUCGCUUAAUUAACUCAUCGUUCUUUGACCACCCCGUGCCGUUAUACUCCUUAAGGCCCUCGACCCCUAUGAGUCUCUACCUACCGCAAGCAGGCUUCCUCUGGAGCGACCACCUUGUCUGGAAUCAGGAUUACGGAGUUUUCGAUACCUUACCUGCCUACGAAAAAGAUAUUAAAAGGGCUCGACCUGAUAUUGGAACAGAGCCUCAACCCGCCUCCUGA
This is a messenger RNA of Nannizzia gypsea CBS 118893, 525 nucleotides long. RefSeq lists its product as hypothetical. The record is from RefSeq and is a predicted model, not a curated record. The transcript has 2 exons. Lineage: Eukaryota; Fungi; Ascomycota; Eurotiomycetes; Onygenales; Arthrodermataceae. The coding region runs from base 1 to 525 and encodes 174 amino acids.